AUGGCGUCCCCUGACCCUCGUCCGUCGAACGACACCGAUCGAAACGACGAAGAGUCCACCCUUCUGACCGGAGAGCGAGUUAACCGUAGCAUCAAGGAUGAUUCCCGUCGUGGCCCUCAUUUCUGGCGUCAGGUUGGGUUGUUUACCUGGGCUCUCGUUGCUACCGCUAUCGUCAUCGUCCUUGCAAUCGUCUAUCAGCAUGAUCACUCCAUCCCGAAAGACCCUCAUAAAGCUAGACACACUGGGAAGAGGAACAUGAUAUUCAUGGUGUCGGAUGGAAUGGGGCCUACCAGCUUGUCUAUGACUCGCUCGUUCAGACAGCAUGUUGACAAGCUUCCUAUCGAUGAUAUCCUGACUCUGGACAAACAUCAUAUCGGAUCGUCUAGAACGAGGUCGUCCAGCAGCCUGGUGACUGAUUCGGCCGCCGGAGCUACCGCCUUCUCGUGUGGAAUGAAGAGUUAUAACGGCGCUAUCUCGGUUCUUCCGGACCACACCCCCUGUGGAACCGUUUUGGAAGCUGCUAAGGCCGCCGGUUACAUGACCGGUUUGGUCGUCACCACACGAAUCACGGAUGCCACUCCCGCCUGCUUUUCUUCCCAUGUGAACAUCCGUGGUUACGAAGACUUGAUCGCCGAGCAUCAGCUUGGUGAAUAUCCUCUUGGUGUACAGGUUGAUCUUAUCAUGGGUGGUGGUAGAUGCCACUUCCUACCCAACUCUACCUCUGGGUCUUGUCGUGCUGAUGACAAGGAUUUGGUCAAGCUUGCAAAGUCUAAAGGCUUCCACUACUUUGACGACCGCAGUGGGUUCGAUGCUCUGAAGCAGGGCAAGGCUGCCAAACUGCCAUUGCUAGGACUCUUGGCUCCAAAAGAUAUUCCUUUUGAAAUCGAUCGACGUUUCCAACAGCGAGCAUGGCUUCUUAUCAUGAUUGAGGGCUCUAGAAUCGAUCAUGCUGGCCACGGCAAUGACCCAGCUGCUCAGGUCUAUGAGGUUUUGGCGUACGACAAGGCAUUCAAGGCCGUUCUGGAGUUCCUUGAAAACGAUUCUACCCCUGGUGUUCUCGUCAGCACAUCCGACCACGAAACUGGUGGCCUUGCCGCCGCAAGACAGCUCCACGAGACAUAUCCGGAGUACCUCUGGCUUCCCGAUGCCCUUGCAAACGCUACCCAUUCUUCCGAGUAUCUCGAGCCCAAGUUGAACGCCUACCUCGAAGGAAAAGGUCAUGGCCAAUCCCGAGAUAAGAAGCGCGAAUACAUCCGCGAAGAACUCAUCAAGCCUGCUCUCGGAAUCGUCGAUACCACCGAUGCCGAAAUUGAUCGACUUAUCGAUAACACCGGCAACCCUGCUGCGUAUCUCUUCGCCGACCUUAUCAGCCGCAGAGCCCAGAUAGGCUGGAGCACCCACGGUCAUUCUGCCGCUGAUGUUAGUAUCUUUGCCUCGUCUCCUCAUGACGCUCUCCCAUUGGUUGGUAGCCAUGAGAACACUGAAGUGGGAAAAUUCAUUGCGACCUACCUCGAUCUUGACUUGGAUGCCAUCACCAAAAAGUUGAAGGGUGUUAAGACCAAGCCGUCAACCAGCAGCGAAGAUUCUGGCCCCGACUACUCCUGGAUGGGCAAGCCACUCGACAAGGGCGUGGUUGUUGAUGAGCUUGAUACCUACCAUGGAGACUUUAAGCGCCGCCUAAGAAAGAGGGGCCCUGAUGAGCCUGCCCAUGAAGAACGAUCGGACUGUGGAUGCGGUAGCCAUUAG
Nannizzia gypsea CBS 118893 is the source of this 1746-nucleotide messenger RNA. RefSeq lists its product as hypothetical. Bases 1 to 1746 code for a protein of 581 amino acids. The transcript has 2 exons. The record is from RefSeq and is a predicted model, not a curated record. Lineage: Eukaryota; Fungi; Ascomycota; Eurotiomycetes; Onygenales; Arthrodermataceae. Gene Ontology annotation, cellular component: fungal-type vacuole membrane. Gene Ontology annotation, molecular function: alkaline phosphatase activity. Gene Ontology annotation, biological process: dephosphorylation.